Dama dama (fallow deer) is the source of this 6279-nucleotide messenger RNA. Its product is annotated as fer-1-like protein 4. Lineage: Eukaryota; Metazoa; Chordata; Mammalia; Artiodactyla; Cervidae. The record is from RefSeq and is a predicted model, not a curated record. Gene Ontology annotation, cellular component: membrane. Gene Ontology annotation, biological process: plasma membrane organization.
AUGGCUCUGACUGUGUGUGCGGCGACUAACAGGGCUGCCAGACACCCAUGACCGACAAGUGAGGCUCAGCUUUCGAGAUUCAAUUCUGAGUAGGUUUUACCCAGAAAACGAGGAGAAUUCAUCAUGGUUGAGAGGCAGAUAUUGGUGAGGUGACUCUUCCGUUGGCCACACUAUGGGGCUCCUCCGGCUGGGGAGUGUCUGUCUGUUCAGGUGGUCAAUUGCAGCCAUGUGUUCAGCCCCAGAUCUCUGGGGACACUUGUGAUCUCCCUGCAGCAGCUACAGACUGCCGGGCAUUUGGUGCUGUGGGAGGCCUUAGUGGACAAGAAUCUGCGUGUGUCUCCAGUCCAGGUGGAACUUGACCUGAAAUAUCAGCCUCCAGAGGGUGCAACUGGAAUCUGGGCACAAGAGAAUUUUGGAGCACCCAUUCGGGACAGCUCAGAGCUGAUCAUCCCCAAUGUGGGCUUCCAGGAGCUGGAGCCUGGGGAGGCCCGGCUGGAGCGGCAGGCAGUGGCACUGGGCUGCAGGCUAGCUCGAGGAGCAGGUCAGCAGGAUGAUGAGGACAACGAGCUGGAGCUGGAGCUGAAGCUGGACGAUGAGCCUGAUGUGGAGCUUUCUGCCAUUGUGUUCAGCCCGCUCAAAAGCCGAGCUCGGGGCCUGGCCUGCGGCGAUCCUUUCCAGGUGUCCAGGGCCCAGGACUUCCAGGUGGGGGUCACGGUGCUGGAGGCCCAGAAGCUGGUGGGAGUCAACAUUAACCCUUAUGUGGCCGUGCGCGUUGGAGAGCAACGCCGAGUGACUGCCACGCACCGCGGCACCAAUUGCCCCUUCUACAACGAGUACUUCUUGUUGGAAUUUCACGAGACCCGGCUUCACCUCCAGAACUUGCUGCUGGAAAUCACGGUGAGAGGGUUAGGGGUGAGAGGUUGCCAUCAGAGAAGGACAGAUGCUGAGAUCCAGACUAACGCCGCCUUUCCCCAGGCUUUCCAUUCGCAGACCCUUCCCUUUAUGGCCACUCGGAUUGGCACCUUCAGGAUGGACCUGGGCAUGAUCUUCGACCAGCCAGGUACUGAACCACCACCCCACGAUGGCCACUACUAUCAGAAAUGGGCCCCACUGCAUGACCCCCGGGACACCGGCGCCGGGACCAAAGGCUUCGUCAAGGUCACUUUGUCCGUGAGGGCGCGUGGGGAUCUGCCCCCUCCACUGCCACCACCGGACCCGGGCCACAGUUAGAACGUCGAGAAGAACCUGUUGCUGCCGCGUCGGGUGCCAGCGGAGAGGCCGUGGGCGCGGCUGAGAGUGCGUGUGUACCGCGCGGAGGGGCUUCCAGCGCUGCGCCCCGGGCUGCUGGACCAGCGCGUUCCCGUGGACCCCUACGUGCGGGUGGCUUUCCUGGGGCAGCAGGGCGAGACGUCGGUGCGCAGUGAGACCAUGGCGCUCGAGUGGAACGAGCAGCUGAGCUUCUUGGAGCUCUUCCCGCCGCUAACGCGCGGCCUUCGUCUGCAGCCAAGGGACGAUACACCCCUCGUAGAUGCGGCCCUCGCCACGCACGUGCUGGACCUGACACAGAUCUCGCAUUCCGGCCGCGCGGCGGGGUUUAACCCCACCUUCGGCCCAACCUGGGUACCUCUCUAUGGCUCGCCCCCCAGUACGGGUCUCCGGGAUGGUCUUCAGAAUCUCAAUGAAGGUGAUGGCCAAGGCAUUUGUUUCCGAGGCCGACUGCUGGUGGCCGUGUCCAUGGAAGUGUUGGAAGGGAGAACUGAACCCGAGCCUCCCCAGGCCCCACAGGGGUCCAGGUUGUCUCGGCUCACAGGAAAGAAGAAGAAAGCCAGGCGUGGCCAGAUUCCUACAGGGAUACAGCAGCACCGGGAUGCCAGCUCCAGUGUUGAUGCGCCUGAGAUUCCUAGUGCCAUGGAGGUGGAAGUGGAGGAAUUGCUGCCGCUGCCAGAGAAUGCCCUGGCGCCCUGUGAAGAUUUCCUGCUCUUCGCUGUGCUCUUCGAGGCCACCAUGAUCGACCCGGCCAUGGCUGCCCAGCCCAUCAGCUUUGAGAUCUCCAUCGGUGAUGCAGGUCACAGAAAGGAGCAGUUGAGCCAAGGGUCCAGGGCAGGGGAGGAAGCAGAGGACACAGAAGGGGAGGAACAGCUCCUGCUGGAGUCAGACAUGGGAGUGGGGCCAGUGGAGGAGGAGGAGCUGGGAACCCCAGCUCAGCGGCCCAAGCCCAUGGAUGGCAGUGGGCCUUACUUCUGCUUGCCCCUACGUCACCGCAAGCCCUGUGUGAGUGUGUGGAGCCGCUGGGAGAAUCACUUGUGGCGUCUGCAGAGCAGUAACUGUGUGCGGAGAGUGGCCGAGAGGCUGGACCAGGGGUUGCAGGAGGUUGAGACACUGCAGCGCCGGCCAGGACCUGGGGCCUGCACACGGCUGAAGCAGGCACUGAAAGAGCUGGUGGCAGGCAGCAGACAGUUUUGCCACGGUGCUGAGCGCAGGACAACGACCCGGCCCAACGCCCUGGAUCAAUGCCGAGGGAAACUGCUGGUGUAUAGCCUAAACCUGUUGGCAAAGCAAGGAUUGUGGCUCUUACGGGGCCUGAGUCAGAGAAACGUGCCAGAGAAAGGGGCGCUGGCCAAGAAGCUCCUGGUGAAAUUGCGCUUCCUGGCCCAGGAGGUAAUGCCUUACCAUCCAUUGCUCUGAAUAGAGGACCCACCCCAGUCGCCCCUCCCGGGUGUGCUGGUCUGGAUGUUAAGUGGGCGGUGCCGUGUGGCCUGGGCCCGGAUUCCUGCCGAGGAUGUGCUGUUCUCUGUUGUGGAGGAGGAACGGGACCAGGACUGUGGGAAGAUCCAGAGCCUGCUGCUCAGAGCACCAGGGGCAGCCCCUGGUGAGGUCUGUGCCAAGCUGGAGCUCUUCCUGUGGCUGGGGCUGGGCAAGCAAGCCACUGCCUGCACUGCAGAGCUCCCCAUGGACCUGCUGCCUGAGUCCUCAGCUGGGCUGCCCCAAAGCCUGUACCGGGACAACUUCAGCUACUUGCAGCUCCGGGCCCACUUGUACCAGACCCUAGGGGUGCUGGCAGCAGAUAACAGUGGGCUCUUGGACCCCUUUGCUCGAGUCCUCAUCUCUACGCAGUAACAGACCACGCGGGUCCUGAAGCAGAAGCUGAGCCCCCUGUGGGAUGAACUCUUGGUGUUUGAUCAGCCGAUCGUGGACGGGAGGAGGGAACACCUGCAAGAUGAGCCCCCACCAGUGAUUGUCAGUGUCUUUGACCACAAUAAGUUCGGCCCCGAUGUGUUCCUGGGCAGGGCGCUGCCCGCCCCGAGGGUGAAGUUGAUGAAGGACCCUUACCAACGUCCCGAACUGCAGUUCUUCCCCCUGAGGAAGGGGCCCCGGGCAGCGGGGGAGCUCAUCGCCACCUUUGAACUCAUUGAACUGGACUACAGUAGCGGGCUUGAGCCCUCAGUGCCCAGUGAUGUGGAGCCCCAGGACCUGACCCUCCUGGCUGAGCCCCUCUCUGGACGCCUGUCCCUGCCGCCCCACGUGCACCCGGGAGCCCCUGAAUCUCCCACUUCCCAACUCCAAGUACUGUUCCGGGGUCUCAGGGGCCGUGGCCGCGUGCAUCUGCUUGAGGUGGAGCAGCCCCAGGUGGUGCCGGAGGUGGCGGGGCGACGAGUGGAGUCCGAGGUCCUGGCCAGUUACCGUGAGAAUCCCAAUUUCACCGAGCUCCUCAAGCAUCUGACGGUGGUGAGAACAUGGGCUGGGGCCAAGAAAGAUCCAGGUCCUCUCUCCCACCCCUAGGACUUGCCGGAGCAGCCUUACCUGCAGCCCCCUCUCAGCGUCCUGGUGAUCGAGCGCCGGGCCUUUGGCCGCACGGUGCUUGUGGGGUCCCAUGUUGUCCCCCACAUGCUGAGAUUCACUCUCUGGGGUCAAGAGGAUGCCCCUGAGGAGCAAGAAGAGGAGGAGGCAGGGGACCUGGUCCCCAAGGAACCUCAAGGACAGAGGUCCCUGGACCCCUUCAGGGCCAACAUGGGGACACUCAGACAGUUCCUGAAGGCUCCUCUGAAGAAGCUGCCUCUGGGAGGCCUCCUGAAUCAAGGCCCAGGGCUGGAGGAGGACAUCCCAGAGCCUGAAGAGCUUGACUGGUGGUCCAAGUACUAUGCAUCACUGCAGGAGCUCCAGGGCCAGGCCAACUUUGAUGAGGAUGAAAUGGAUGACCCUGGGGAUUCAGAUGGGGUUCACCCCAUUUCUGUGGAUGGGGAAGCCCACGACCAGAGUGAGGCUGAAGUCAAAGGCUCUGUGUCCCAGAAAAAAGCAUUCACCACUCUGAAGAUUUACAACACCACUCUGGAGGAAGAGUUUGACCACUUUGAAGACUGGCUGAAUGUGUUCCUGUACCAUGGGCAGGGGGGUCAGGGUGGAGAUGGAGAGGAUGAAGGGUCUGGAAAGCUUGUGGGCAAGUUCAAGGACUCCUUCCUCAUUUACCCAGAAUCCUUCUCUGAGCCCCAGAUCCCCCGGGGGAUCCCACAGAACCGGCCCAUCAAGCUCCUGGUUAGAGUAUAUGUGGUGAGGGCUACCAACCUGGCUCCUGAAGACCCCAGUGGCAAAGCAGACCCCUAUGUGGUGGUGAGCGCUGGCCGGGAGCGGCUGGACCCCAAGGAACGAUACAUCCCCAAGCAGCUGAAUCUCAUCUAGGGAGAGGUCCUGGAACUCAGCAUUUCUCUCCCUGCUGAGCCUCAGCUGACCGUAGCUGUGUUUGACCAUGACCUCGUGGGUUCUGAUGACCUCAUCGGAGAGACCCACAUUGAUCUGGAAAACCGAUUCUAUAGCCACCACAGGGCGGACUGUGGGCUGGCGUCCCAGUAUGAUGUGUGAGUCCCACAGGGCCCUUGGGAGGAUGGGUACAAUGCCUGGCAUGAUGCAUUCCGGCCUUUGCAGAUCCUGGCAGGGCUAUGCCAGUGCUGUGGCCUCCCCCCACCUGAAUAUUGAGUCGAGACUGUCAAGGCGGGCAGCAAACCCUUUCUGACACCGCCAGAGACCCUGCCCCCAGAUGUCUCUGAGGAGGCCCAGGCAUUGCUGGUGCUGCAGCGCUGGCAGGAGAUGCCAGGGCUUGGGAUCCAGCUGGUACCUGAGCACGUAGAAACACGGUCCCUCUACCAUCCCCGCAGCCCAGGGCUGCUGCAGGGGUCUCCUCACAUGUGGAUUGACAUCUUCCGAGACGUGCCUGCCCCACCCCCAGUUGACAUCAAGCCUCGGCAGCCAAUCAGCUAUGAGCUCUGAGUCGUCAUCUGGAACACGGAGGAUGUAGUUCUGGAUGACGUGAACCCGCUCACUGGAGAGGUGUCGAGUGACAUCUAUGUGAAAAGCUGGGUGAAAGGGCUGGAGCAUGACAAACAGGAGACCGUUCACUUCAACUGUCUGACCGGGGAGGGGAACUUCAACUGGCGCUUCGUGUUCUGCUUUGACUACCUGCCCAUGGAGCGCGAGGUGAGCAUCCGGCACCGCCCUGAACCCUUUGCCCUGGAAGAAGCUGAAUUCCAGCAGCCGGCUAUGCUAGUCCUGCAGGUCUGGGACUAUGACCGCAUCUCUGCCAACGACUUCCUCGGAUCCCUGGAGCUGCAGCUAACAGACAUGGUGUGAGGGGCCCGGGGCCCCGAGCUCUGCUCUGUGCGGCUGGCCCAGGAUGGGGCCGCACCCAGGUGUAACUUGUUUUGCUGCCACCGCUUGUGGGGCUGGUGGCCGGUAGUGAAGCUGCAGGAGCUGGAGGACGAGGAGCGGGAGCAGCGGGAGGCUCAGACUGGCAGGAAGAAAAGGAAAGGCCAGUGGGGAGACUUAGAGUUCUGGGACUCAGGAGGCAAUGUCUACAUCCUCACGGGAAAGGUAGAGGCAGAGUUUGAGCUGCUGACUGUGGAGGAGGUUGAGAAACGGCCAGUGGGGAAGGGGCGCAAGGAGCCUGAGCCUUUGGAGAAGCCCGACCACCCCAAAACCUCCUUCAACUGGUUUGUGAACCCGCUGAAGACCUUCGUCGUCUUCAUCUGGCACCGGUACUGGUGCACCUUGGUGCUGCUGCUGCUGCUGGCGCUGAUCACCGUCUUCCUCCCCCUCAUCUUCUACACCAUGCCAGGGCAGAUAAGCCAGGUCAUCUUCUGCCCCCUCCACCGCCCCUAACUCACCGUGGAUACUCAUCCCAUAAUGCCAGCUCCUGCCUCCUUCCUACCGACAGGAAACCAUCCUCGGGUUCCCCUGUUUCCUCUGCCCAAACCUUCUGGGGAAUCCACCUUUGUCACCUGCACACCCACA